CCGAUUGGCCUCUUUGUCUUCGAGCGAGCGUUGAUUGGUUGUUGCGGACGUUCGGCGCUGGUUGAUUGGUCAGUGGGCAUUUUAAGGUGUGGGUUGGGAUUUAGGUCUGUUGGUUUGGCGCCCCCGUGUGUCUGUCCUGGGAGUCAGGUGUGAUUUAAGCAAUCGGGGAAUCUUCUGCCUGUCAAAGCUUGUGUCCAGAAAUAUACAGAAGACGGAUGUAUUUACGAAAAAUACAGAUUGAAAACGCGGAACACAAUAAUUCAGUUAAUGCGAAAGAUAAAACAUGCUUUACGUGAACGCAAGAGCGCGUGAAAAGUUCACUUAUGACCCUGGAAAUGGUAGUUUGACAUAUUAACACAACUGGACUUGCAACUGGACCUCAAAUAGUUGUGGUUGAAAGCUCGGGGGAAAAGUAAUAAAUUGACCUUUAGGCGGCUAAUUCAUCUCAGCACAUUUAAAUUAUAGUUUGUAGCAAGACUGGGUGUGAAUUCAUCGAUAAACCUCUUAUCAUGCUACACAGUGACGCGGUUACAACAUUGUGUUCUUCUUUUGAGGAAUGUCGGAGAGCUGAAACAGCAUUUAGAGGACAGGGCAUUGACCCCUCCAGAAAUUUUUAAAACUUCCUGCCAUCUAAAACUUUUCUAAUUGUUCCUUAUUCGUAACCUACUAAAAAGUUAUUUUUCACAGGGCUUCUUUAUAGGAAUCAAUAAUAAAUUGUCAUUUUUAUUAACUCACAGUACACUGUGUUAAAACUAUGGAAAUGGUUAGUAGGCCUAUUAUAUUCCUAUAAUUUAACAGAAAAAAACAUAGUUUCAUAAAUUUACGUUAAUCAAUUUAAUGAGGGGCAACAUUUCUGUAUGGGCUACUUUGAUGAGAAAGGAUUAAGUCAUGCACCUGGUCAAAAAAUAGCACUGUGUAGUGAGUUAGUCAUGUCCUGAGGACCGGUAAAAGCUGUUGGCUGCCGUUUGGGGGCUUGGCCAUUCAUUUCCUGGCAAAAGCACUUGAGAAAUUCCCUGCACGUGAAGGAGGCGCAACCUUAAAUUGCUCAUUCAGCCUUCCCCCCGAGCUCUUCCUGUCCCGAAACAUCUUUUCCCAUUCAUUCACCAGGGUGGGUUCAUGUCCGAUCAGAAAUAGUAGACGCCGUAGUUGACCACGCAAACGCAGUAAGGCAACGAAGCUGUAUGAUAGCCUACUAAUGGAAAAAUGUAGGCUACUUACACAGAAUGACAGAGUAUGCAUAAAAGUAGCCUAUAGCUAUAGUUUAGAUUAAAACACCAGUAGAUAGGCUUCGUGUAGGCUACAAAUAAAAACAGUAGACCUAUCUGUAAAUGAGUCUAAAAAUCCACUGUAGGCUGUCGCAGGGGAAACUAUCAGAAACAUGCAAGAUGUUUAUUUGUUCUGUUCAUUCUGGUGCUUUUUGGUUCUCCUGUACUUAAAAAGUAGCAACCACUAGUUACUUUUAUCACCGGGUUUAUUUAUUUUUAUUCUUGUUACCGGUUUCACCGUUACAAACUUGCAAAGUGAAACUAACCUACUGCAUUUGAAUGCAGCACCCACCCCCAUAGCCCCACCAUUACCCCGCAAUGGGUCAGUUUAAAAUAAAGAGAAACUGAAAGCAAUCACGUUGCAUCAUCGGCUGUCUAGUGCCAAACCCCCUAUGCUCAAAAGCCAUCAGACACGCCGUCUGGGCGCCUCACUCCGUGCUACACAUUUACAGACACAAUAAGUCACCAAGCAAACAUCAGACAUUAGUUUGCACCACGGAAAUACUGCAUUGCCUAUUUAGUAGCCUGCACUCAUAUUUUUUUUUCAUUCAACGUUUUACUCCGAGGUGCAAAGAGGCGCGCCGGUUGAGCGCAAACUCCAGCGAUUGAAUGGUUGAAUCUGUUUCACAUGCGGGCACGCUGCACGGAUGAUACAGGCUGGGUGAAUAUUUAUCCGGCCGGUGGACAGUCGAGCACUCGGACAACCGGCUAGCCAGUCUGCUGCGGGGUUGGGGAGAGAUGUCCCCGUUAUUCAUGGACACGAUGUACCAGCCCAACAGCCCCGGAUCACCGUCAGCUGAGGAGAGCCACAGCAACACGGCUGGAUCGGAGAGGGAAGGAGAGGGACAACAGGUGAAAAAGAGGGGGACAAAAAGACGAGACAAGAACAGAGAUGCUGCGAGGAAGAGCCGCAGAAAACAAACAGAGAGAGCGGACGAACUUCAUGAUGAGCUCCAGAGCCUGGAGCGAUCAAACUCAGCCCUUCAAAAGGAGAUUGCCUCGUUGAAAAAAGACCUCCACCUCUACACUACGACUCUGGAGCGCCACAAGCCUUUCUGCAGCCUCAGAGCCUCUGAAUCCAGCUCCAUCUUAACAACAGUCCUCCCAGUGUCCCCCUCAGCUGACUGUCAGACCUGCUCCAGUCCUCCUAAAGUCCCUCCCCGGGCCUCAAGCUCCACUUUGGUUGCUGGCCCUUCACUCUCUACCUCGUUUACCUCCAGCUUGGAGCUUCAAACCCCUGACUGUGUUGAAAGCCCUCGUCUCUCACCUUCAGCUCCUGCUCCAACAACUACAACAUUAGCCUCAUCCACCAGCUCGCCAGCUGAACUCUUCACUUCCUCCAGUUCUGUAACUGUUCCCUAUUCUGCCUCUUUCUCCACAGUCCCGGCCCCUCACUCUUUGUUUAGCGAAGAUGCUCCUUCUCUAAUAACAUCAAGGCUGACAAAUCCUAUGCAUUUCUGCACCAGCCUUGUUUCAAGCCCUGUACCCUCCAGCUCGCUCACCACAGCUGCUCAGCCUCAGUCUGGGCGGGGCACCGUCCACAACAGUCCUUCAGUGACAGCAAAUGUGGGUUUUUCUACACUUCAUCCUGGCGCCCUGGAUGCCUUUCUAAUGAAACAAGCCUCUUUUCCAACUGCUCCUUCGAAUGUAGUGCCCCCUUACUCUCAUUCACAGGACGUGGGUCUAGUAGUGCAAGCCUGUUCCACGAAUGUGUCCCAGCUUCAUCCAAGUCAGUUUAGCGGCAAUCCAAUCAGUUCAAGUCAGCCAUGUUCUCUUUUACCGCCGACUUUUCAAGAUCCUGCUCUUCAGUCCUUCUUAGCGUCCCCUCAACCAAACCCAGAACUGUCUCCUGCCUCUGCUUUUGCCUUAAAUACAAGUUACAGUCCACACGUCUCACCAGCGUCUCUGCUGUCCCUGCUCACCGUCCCGAGUCCCCUUAGUAUGUCUCAGGCUAGCUCCAGCAGCUUUGACGGGCCUCUCUCUCAACCUCUACCCUCUCUGCCCCCACUGGAGGAUCCCCCAAGGGAUCUCUCCCUCUCUGAGCUCCUGGAGAUCAAUGAUUGGAUACUACAGUAAGUGGGACUAGUAACCAGUGGCACGUAGGCAAGUAAGAGCAGUUUCCAUGUGCCAAAAUCGACAUUUAAUUGAUAUCUUUCUGUAACAGUUUAAUCAAACUGGAUUAUUAUAAACCAGCUUGGACAAUGGCCAUUCAAUUGAGGUACCAAAUCACAGCACAGAGACAUCUGAUGAUUGAAAUCUCAGUCUUCUUCUGAAAGAACUACAGCCCAGCUUAUUAGAAGGGAAAAUAUGCAGGCCGAGUACAAUAGUAAAAUGCAAGACUUUAUGAGUAAACCCAGACAUCUGGCAUCUGAAUGGAAACAUUGACAUCAGAGAGUGAACCAAAGCGGCAAGCAAAUGUCUGGCCUGUUGCUCACAUUCAACUUUCCUAGCGGAGGUUUCAGAGACUGGAGUCCGUUUUUUCUUUACUCCUAUAGCUGCUUGAAUCUCUAACUUUGCUGCAUAACAGCUCAAAACGCUGUGCACUAAAUUAGCCACACGUGGGUCCAUGGUUUCUAAGCCCUUGUAGGUGAAAUAUGAAUUAACAAUUAAAUAAAAGUGUACAGUUUUUUUUAUUUUUGAAUAAAUCACAGUUAGGCAUUAUCUUUUCCUAAAUCCACAGACGAGACACUGAAAAACUCAACAUUCAAAGUGGUAAUUUUAGAUAGGGUGGAGUUCUCACUUCCUUGCAACUUCAGGGAAAUUUCAUUAGGAGAAAUUUCCAUCUGUGCCUGCAGCUGCAGUGUGAACAUAUGAAUUGCCAAAGUUAACCGCACAGCCCCGGAUUAGCUGCAUAUUACAUCAUAUUACAUUACAGGCAUUUUGAUUUAACUCGAUGAAACUUUAUUCUUUAUGGUUUCUUUUCUUUUUACCUUGUUUAAAGCACAUUAUCGAACACACAUAUUUUGCUGCUACUGAUUUAUUUACUGAUAUGAAAUUUAUUUAUGUAUUGCAAUAUUUGAAUCCAAGAAAAAAAGUCAGUCAAUUUGCUGAGAUUUCUUUUUGAUUUUUAAAAGCUACAAUUUAUUUUUAUACAUUUCUUAUGAUUGAAGAUUUAUCUAUUUUCUUUUUAAUUAUUUCUUCUGUUUUGUUCAUUCGUUAAUUAAUUAAUUUCUGCCUUUUACCAGACUUUGCUUGCAGGGGUGGAUUAUUAACCAGACAAAGUGCCCAGGGCCCCAACCCUUAGGGGCCCCAGUGUCCCCAUAUUAAAUGUGUGUUGGAUUGAGGUAAUUGAUAUGAUUGCAACUAAUAAAUAGUGGGGGUAUCUGUAAUAUUUAUCUGUCUUGGGCCAUCUAGUGGUAAAAUCCUGCCAUGAGCAAUUUAUUUGUGAGCUCAAGACCCUCCAGACAAAUGUAUGCAUGACAUCACAUAUUUUUGAAUUGGCUUGUAAUAAUGUAAAAACUUGAGUUUCACCAGUGUGUGGGAAAAGCAGUGAACAGCAGGAUGAGCUUUUUGAAGGAUGAUAAUGGUGACAGGCUCAUCGAGUCAGAAACAGAUCAAGGGGCCCAUUGACACCCCUCACCGCUGUGGCUCUAGACAAUGGUUGUAUAAUUAAAAAUUCACUUUUUUGUGCUUAUUUCACGUGAAUCAAAUGAGAGAAAUAACGUGAUUUUCCCAUUUGACUUCCUUGUCAUGCAUCUGACAACACGAGAACCAUGUGGCUGCUCAAACCUGUUCUAUGGGAGCUACUGCAGUAAAGGAAAUUAAGAGUGACGAUUUUGGUUUUUCAAAGGAUGAUUUACAUAGAUUAUUCUGCUUUACAAACAAUAUAUCUGUAGAUAUGGCCUAGUUGUGGCUUUUGUAUUUUGUAUUUAUCAUAAAUUAGAUUAAUAUAUUUAUGUUGUGAUACAGAGAAGGUCUUAAAAAAUAAAAACAUUUUACUAAAACACGUUUAUUUGUUAUUAAAAGACAUUAUUACUGUUACACUACAUUUGAGCAUUUUAACAUAAAUGUUAUGUGAACACAAGUUUCAUCAUUCAGCUGUUGAUAUCAUCUCAGUUUAACAGAUUGAACACUGUCAUGAAUAGGACAUCAACAUUGCACCUUGUUGCUUAUUGACAAUUUUUGGCCAGUUGUUGGUGGUCGGUUCACCCCUUUGGUCC
Messenger RNA from Micropterus salmoides (largemouth bass), 5425 nucleotides. It is a transcript of the gene batf2, whose product is annotated as basic leucine zipper ATF-like transcription factor 2. Lineage: Eukaryota; Metazoa; Chordata; Actinopteri; Centrarchiformes; Centrarchidae. The transcript has 3 exons. Bases 2004 to 3341 code for a protein of 445 amino acids. Gene Ontology annotation, molecular function: DNA-binding transcription factor activity, RNA polymerase II-specific; RNA polymerase II cis-regulatory region sequence-specific DNA binding. Gene Ontology annotation, cellular component: nucleus. Gene Ontology annotation, biological process: regulation of transcription by RNA polymerase II. The record is from RefSeq and is a predicted model, not a curated record.